This is a messenger RNA of Copidosoma floridanum, 750 nucleotides long. Its product is annotated as homeobox protein rough. The record is from RefSeq and is a predicted model, not a curated record. NCBI's taxonomy places the organism in Eukaryota, Metazoa, Arthropoda, Insecta, Hymenoptera, Encyrtidae. Gene Ontology annotation, molecular function: DNA binding; DNA-binding transcription factor activity, RNA polymerase II-specific. Gene Ontology annotation, biological process: regulation of DNA-templated transcription.
AUGUCCAAGAUGUGCGUGACGAGUCCAUUACCGGCUACGCCGGGGACAAAGACGCGGCCGUCGCUGCCGCGCGAGUUUUUCGCGCGUAUCUACGAAACGAGCUGCAACGAAGGGGAGGACGACAACAACAACGAGGACGAGGAGGUGGACGUGACGUGCGCGAGCGACGACGAGGAUCGCGGUGCGGGUGGUAGGUUGCCGCUGGUGCAGCGGUUGCUUUUGCCGGGACGCGCCAACGGGGCGUACUGGGCGCCUCUGAGGCUCGAGCAUUUACUGCAGUCCGGCGACGGGCAGCCCAGGGCCAAGCAGCACUGCCAGGGAUACGCCGAGUAUUUGCAGCGACGGGAGAAAAAAAAGGGCCAACCCCGGCGACAGCGGACUACGUUCAGCAGCGAGCAAACGAGACGACUCGAGGACGAGUACCUGAAGAACGAGUACAUAUCGCGGGGCCGGCGAUUCGAAUUGGCCGCGGGGCUGAAGCUCAGCGAGACGCAGAUUAAAAUUUGGUUUCAAAAUCGGCGCGCCAAGGACAAGCGGCUCGAGAAGGCCAAGAUGGACCAGCAGCUCAGAAACAUAGCGAUUGCGGGGAGCCUCAUGAUGGGCGUGCCGGCUGGGCCUUGUCGCUUCUGUCAGGCCCCGUUUUGCCUGUGCGCUUGUUUGCGCUCGACCACGGCAACUGCCCUGCCGUUUCCUCGGCCAUCCAACACUACGACAACGUCAGAACCUCGAGGAUCGGCGUCCACGCUCUGA